This is a messenger RNA of Saccostrea echinata, 1249 nucleotides long. RefSeq names its product RCC1 domain-containing protein 1-like. Bases 14 to 1249 code for a protein of 411 amino acids. Lineage: Eukaryota; Metazoa; Mollusca; Bivalvia; Ostreida; Ostreidae. The transcript has 6 exons. The record is from RefSeq and is a predicted model, not a curated record.
ACGCACAUGAAAAAUGUUGAAAACAACUUUCUGCGGAUUUAAUGGAUUUGACUUAUUAGAAAAAGUAAAAAAUCCGCUAAAGUAUAUUUGGAAUAAAUCAGAAAUAACCGAUCUGUCUGCAGAUAUUGAAAUGACUGGCAAGAAACCAGCUGUCACCAAGAGUAAAAACACGACAGUUAUAAAACCCGAGGAAAUUCUGGCGCCAAAUGAAACUGAGGAUGUUCAUGCGUGUAUUGCUACACUGAAGGACCUUACUAUGGUCAAAGUAUAUGGUAAUGAUGAUGGAUUCCUGAUCUUAUCCUCUCUCAGAGUUAAAGAACCAGGAAAGUUUGUAAGUGCAUGCACACUCAAAGACAAAACUGUAACAGUCUUUGACAACAGAGUUUAUCUGAAUGAUAAAGAGUCCUUGCAAGGUGAAACAAUAUACUCAACUGAUGCUCCAGUUAUAUGUGUAGGUGGAACAGAUGAUAUUCUAAUUCUUGCUGAAGAGAAAAAAUUAAAGGUGAUCAGAGUUUUUCCCAAAGUUUCUCUGGCAAGAGAGUUGGCUGUGGACUUUAAUGUGACAGCUGUCAGCUGUGGAAAGGAGCAUACCUUGUUACUGACCAGUUCAGGGACUGUUUACAGCUUUGGUGGAGGGAGUCGAGGUCAGUUAGGUCUGGGUCACAUAGAGAACAGGGAGGAGCCCUGUAUCCUAGAGGACCUCGCAGGAGUUAAAAUUUCUCAUGUUGAAGCUGGGGGAUGGCACUCCCUAGCAGUAUCAGAGCUGGGUGAUCUGUAUGUUUGGGGAUGGAAUGAGAGUGGACAGCUAGGCCUGCCCUGUAGAAACAUCUCAACACUACAUCCUCCUCCAGAGAGAAAGGAAAAUUAUCAGAUGGUAUCCCCCACUCCAGCACCUAAUAAUGGGACAUGGUUCACACCUGUUUACUUAGAGAACACAGAGUCUGGGCUGUGUCAUGCUUACAUUCAGAGAGUGGAUCCUGUCCAGAUCCAAUCAGAGCCUUGUGUCCUUGACCUUGGGGAAGAUGUUAAUGUGGUGAAGGUUGCUUGUGGGUCUCGGCAUUCAGCUGCAGUGACUGCUGAUGGACAGUUGUUGACCUGUGGAUGGAAUGACUAUGGACAACUUUGUCAUCAGGAUGUAUACUCCAGGGACUACUUUCAGACAGUAGACUAUUUUUUGCAAAACAAGAUGACUGUGAAAGAUGUGUUCUGUGGCCCUUGGAGCACCAUAAUUCUGACAAGUCAACACUGA